AUGGUUGGGGUUCCAGGUCGAUCUCAAGGCUGUAUUACAUGCCGGAGCAGGAAGAAAGGCUGUGAUGGCCAACGGCCCGCCUGUUUGCGAUGCAUUCAAGCCGGCUUGCAGUGUGGUGGUUACAGUCGGCACCCCGUCUUUAUCGCUAGUACACCAGACUCGCAAGGUAACCUGGCCACAUACACAAGAGCGACUCCAGCAUUGACGGCAUCAAGUCAUACCAGCCAAUCGUCCUCGGCACAAGACGUCACGUUGUCGCAAAGCUUGACACAGACAGCCUAUAAUGCUCGAUACAUGGACAUGUUCUGGUCUCAUUAUCUGCCUUGCGGCGAGACCCUAACCAACGAGGCCAUGAAACUAGGCAACGGAGGCUGGAUCAAUCUGGCACUGGACCUCUUCUCCACAGACAGCACUCUGCAACUUGCCAUGCAAAGCGUUGUUCUUCGCGGGAUGGGUAUGCGCAACGCUGACCAAAGUUUGAUGCGGCAAGGGUCUGCUGCAUAUUCCAUGUGUUUAAAGGACUUCAAUAAAGCACUUUCCGACUCUGGUCGUCGUAGCACGGACGGAAUACUGUGUACAGUAAAGCUCUUGUCGUUGUUUGAAAUGCAUUAUGGCGCUGAUGAGACAGACAAGCUGGCACAACAACGAAGCUGGGGCGCUCACGCCAAUGGUCAGCUAGCAAUGCUCACCUUGAGGGAGCCCCAGGAUUUCCGAAGUGGCAAAGCUCAUCAGCUUUUUGUCGACUACCGAUACAAUCUGAUUAUCUCGGCAAUUGUUGAGAGGAAGCGGUUUGUCUUGGACGGGAAAGGUUGGAACACGAAGCCUUGGAAGUCGAUCCGCAAGUCGCCGCGGGACAAGCUUUUAGACAUACUGAGCGAACUUUGCCAGGUACUAGAGGAAGUGGAUCACAUGCAAGCGUGCACAAAGCUGGAUGAAAAGACUGUCCUGAGGCAGGAUAUCCUGCGUCGUUGCUGGCGCCUCGACGAGCUACUCCGGGCAUGGACCAACGAGACGACGAAAUUGAAGAAUUUCGAACAUGACCACUCACUCGAACCCAAAGACCCUCAAGACUUUGCUCUUGCACACCUGACAAUACUGUAUUGGGCUACCGGUGCUCUGGUUCACGCAAAUCUCUUUGCUCUUGUUGACAAAGAUGACGCACUUCCUCCGAGGAUCAACCCGCUCAUAUUUGUCCACAAGGUCGCGUCAGCCAUGCCCUUCUUCCUACAUCCGCGCGCCGGCGCCAUGGGUCCCAAGAUUGCGUCAUUUCCGCUUGGAAUGGCACUUCAAGUAUACUAUGGUAUGGAGGACGAGCCAUCUGAGGAUAUUGAUAUCUUCGCGGGGUUCACCGAGUCGGGAUUUGAUGCAACGGCAAUAGUGAACUUUAUUUUGAGCAUGCAACGAGGAUAUGUGAAGACGGAGGUGGCUGAUCGCGGUGGGCUUCAAGGCACGAGGACUCUAGCAAAAGCAUGGAUGAAUUUAUCGGGCGUGUAA
Messenger RNA from Pestalotiopsis fici W106-1, 1494 nucleotides. RefSeq lists its product as uncharacterized. The transcript is spliced from 3 exons. The record is from RefSeq and is a predicted model, not a curated record. Gene Ontology annotation, molecular function: zinc ion binding; DNA-binding transcription factor activity, RNA polymerase II-specific. Gene Ontology annotation, biological process: regulation of DNA-templated transcription. Lineage: Eukaryota; Fungi; Ascomycota; Sordariomycetes; Amphisphaeriales; Sporocadaceae. Bases 1 to 1494 code for a protein of 497 amino acids.